AUGUUUCAGUCCGCGAAACCCUAUUCGGCCGUGACGGUCCAAAUAGAGGUCCUGACCAGCGAACAAUAUGAGAUCGAAGACUCGAGCGGCAUCGUCGAUCUGGUAGAGGUCGUUCGCAUUCAAGCCAGUGGCCCCACAGAAGCAAGCCGAGCGUUGCGCAAGAAGCUGAAAUACGGCAACCUUCAUCGACAGCUUCGGGCACUCACGAUCCUCGAUUUCUUGAUCCAAAACGCAGGCGACCGUUUCUUGCGCGAAUUCGCCGAUGAGCCUUUGCUAGAACGAUUGCGCAUCGCUGCCACCGACUCCGUCUCAGACCCCCUCGUGAAGCAAAAGUGUAAACAGCUAUUUGCACAAUGGUCAGUCACAUACAAGGACACGCCGGGCAUGGCCAAGAUUACGGCGCUUUACAAGCAACUUCCAAAGCGCAAGCAACCAGCCACACAGGCCAAGGCCAAGGUCCUUCGCGAAGGAUCGAUUCACAACGAACCAGCCAUGGGUCAUACUGUCACCAUCUCGGCCGGCAAUGGACCAGCGACAACACUCAGCAGUCCAAAGCAAAAAUCCAAAUCAAAGGAGAAGAAGAGGGACAAGAAGCUCUCAAUCAGCUCGAAGAGCUUCAAUCUCGAGCGGGAACGCCCGCAGAUUCUGGAGACGAUUGCUUCUGCCUCGGUGGAGAGUACGAAUCUACUGAAUUCCUUGAAACUGGUCAACCGCGAGACCACUCGCGUCAGCGAUGAUGUGGAAUGUAGCCACCGAUUCGAUACUUGCAAGAAGCUCCGUCACCAAAUUCUGCGAUACAUCCAAUACAUCGAGAGCGAGGAUUUCCUUGGCGGAUUGAUCCAUGCCAAUGAAGAGCUUGUCACUGCAUUGAUGGCCUUUGAGGUUUUGGAUAAGAGUGUGGAUUACGACAGUGAUAGUGACGACGAUGUGCUGUCGGGCAACUGGCGGUCGCGCGCUGAUAUCGAAGCUGAAAUGAACCAGAGCUUUAGCGGGUUGUCGGUAAACCCGCCAAAGCCGCCAAGGCCUAGUCUGCCCGUUGCUUCGUCUUCGCAGCAUGGGCGGCAAAUCUUUGAAAGUGAGAGUGAGGAGGAGGAGGAAGACGAUGACGAUGAAGAUAACCCCUUCGGAGAUCGCAAUGCGAUUAAAACGCCUGGCAUUGAGAAAGCUGGAUAUUCAUGGUAUGCAUUGCAUUCUUUAAGUCAGGUUGGACAAGUUACUGACGAACGUACAGGAAGGAAGUAUAGUUCAUGA
Penicillium daleae is the source of this 1251-nucleotide messenger RNA. RefSeq names its product LSB5 family protein. Gene Ontology annotation, biological process: actin cortical patch localization; endocytosis; actin filament organization. The transcript has 3 exons. The record is from RefSeq and is a predicted model, not a curated record. Lineage: Eukaryota; Fungi; Ascomycota; Eurotiomycetes; Eurotiales; Aspergillaceae. Gene Ontology annotation, molecular function: phosphatidylinositol binding; ubiquitin binding. Gene Ontology annotation, cellular component: actin cortical patch. The coding region runs from base 1 to 1251 and encodes 416 amino acids.